CACUCGUUUCGUUCUGCUGACGCGACGCUCCAAGAACAGUCGAGGUCUUUAUGGAAGCAGCGCACGAUGAAAGCCCCGGUGACAUGGAGUCGUUCGUUCAUGUCGAGCUGGAGCUGGAGGAGACGAGCCCGCAGAGCUCAGCGGCAGCUCUGUUUCGCGGAGAGGAGGACGAUGAGAGUGGAGAGGACAGCGGCACAGAGCACUUCAGCAUGGUCAAACCCGGGACUCGGCUGCAGAGACAAGAGCGCCACCCAGGGGUGACGUCAGGGCUUCCUGACACCUUCCAAACAUCUCACCUGCUUUUCUACGAGCGGUUCAAAGCCUACCAGGACUACAUGCUGGGAGACUGUAAACCAUCAGAAAUAAAACCGUUCAUCGCGGACUACCUGAGGAACGUGGUGGAGCCGCGCGACUGGCAAGCUCUGUGGUGUACUGACGUCUUCGAUGUUCUGCUGGAGGUGACCGACGUGGACUUCAGCGACCUGAAGGCCAGCGUGAGCCUGGUGCUGCCGCUGCAGUGUGAGACCAGAGGCUGCGAACUGGACGAGGAGUCCAUGAAGAGCCUGCUGGAGGCCACGCGGCACCGAGUCUCACUUCUGGAGCUGCAGGUGGUUUUUGAGGAGUCUGGGACGUUUGACAUGACAGCCCUUGCCGUCGAGCACCUCAGGUUUUUCUACAAGCACAUCUGGAGGCCGUGGGAUGAAGAAGACGAGGACGAUGACUUUGACUACUUUGUCCGCUGUGUGGAACCUCGCCUGAGGCUCUACUACGACAUCCUGGAGGACCGGGUCCCGGCCGGCCUGGUGUCCGAGUACCAGCUGCUGCUGAGCGACUGCACCCGGUGCUUCCAGCAGUUCUCUGUGCUGCGCAGCGGCCUCAGCAGUGACUCCGAGUCGGAGCUGGACAACGUGUCCAUGGUGGAGGGUCUGGAGCUGUUCAACCAGCAUGAGACCCUCAAGAGGAAGCUCUACAUCAUCGAGAACCCACUUCUGAGGUACGUUCUCGCGUACAAGGGCAACUCUCCGUCACUGUGCGUCCAGAGUCGGGGGAAGAGAGAGUCCGGCGUCAGGAUGGUCCACGUGGUCUGCGACUCCUGCAACCCCCAGCAGCUCCAGUCGCUGCUCAACGACCGGCUGCUUCCUGACUGCUCGGCAGACGACACGGAGAUCCAGUUCCACAGAGACCCAGUGUCUGCUGUGGAUUCCUGCCAUGAAGGCGACAUGGUCCUCGUCCUCCCCGGAGUCUACCGUGUGACCAGCUCCAUGUUUCUGCCGGACUCCAUCACCGUGGAAGGCUUCGGUCUCCCCGACGAUGUGGUCAUCGAGAAAAAGAGCAAAGGGGAUUCCUUUGUGGAGUCGACCGGCGCUGAUGUGAGACUGUCCAACAUCAAGUUCAUCCAGCACGACGCCAUCGAAGGCAUCCUCAAUGUGCGGCAGGGAGCCCUGAGUCUGGAGAACUGUGUCCUGCAGUGCAACACCACUGGAGUCGUCCUCCGCUCCUCUGCUCACCUCUCCAUGCACAUGUGCGACCUCUAUGGCUCCAAGGGAGCUGGUGUGGAGAUCUACCCGGGCAGCAGGUGCAAGCUGGUGGGGAACGGCAUCCACCACUGCAAGGACGGGAUCCUCAUCAAGGACUUUGCUAAGGACGUGAUGCCUUCCAUCAUCAUGGAGAACAACGUCAUCCACAACAAUGAAGGUUACGGGGUGAUUUUAGUCAAAGGAAGCAGUGGUGAGGAACAGGUGUCUGGUGGGAACCAUGCUGAGCAAGUGACUGACGUGUGUUUGUCUGCAGAGGAGUCGAGCAAAGACGGCGUGGAGGCGGAGCCGGCUAGGGGUGGCACCGCUCCCACCCCUGAGCCUCCUCCAGCCGAGGCCGACGAGGACGGAGCCCCCAGCCUCAAGGUCCAUUUCUGUCGGCAGCUGAGCAAGAGCAAGGAAGCCACGUGCAGUCGGCCGGUGGAGGACCUGAUGGAGCACGAGAUCUUCACCGCCAUCCAUGGGAACCAGUUCCGGCGCAAUGGAGCCGGCGACUGGGGGACCUUCUUCUACUGAGGGGAAACUCCAGUGCUUUUGUCAGGUCGUACUCGAGUCGGGGGGGAUUUUAGAGGAAGUAUUGAGGAGCAUUUUUAUCCUUUAUUUAUUUUUCUUCCUUUUGGCUGAGCGUGAAUUUUAACCGUUUUAACUCUGUUUUGGUCAAAUCACUCGUCACUUUUCUUCAAUAAAGUAGCUGAUGUCGGAGGCGUGGUUCUCGCAGAGGCGUGUUGUGUUCCACAAAAGCUGUACUAAGCUGUUCUUGUUCUAUUUGGAUGGCGGGCGUUGGUGUGAAGCACAGUGGUGCAAAUGUUGACUUCACGCAUUAUUAAAGAAA
This is a messenger RNA of Synchiropus splendidus (mandarinfish), 2367 nucleotides long. RefSeq names its product SHC SH2-domain binding protein 1 (gene shcbp1). The coding region runs from base 51 to 2051 and encodes 666 amino acids. Lineage: Eukaryota; Metazoa; Chordata; Actinopteri; Syngnathiformes; Callionymidae. Gene Ontology annotation, biological process: fibroblast growth factor receptor signaling pathway. The record is from RefSeq and is a predicted model, not a curated record. The transcript is spliced from 12 exons.